Cololabis saira (Pacific saury) is the source of this 5100-nucleotide messenger RNA. RefSeq names its product NLR family CARD domain-containing protein 3-like. The transcript is spliced from 12 exons. Gene Ontology annotation, molecular function: protein binding. The record is from RefSeq and is a predicted model, not a curated record. Bases 155 to 3634 code for a protein of 1159 amino acids. NCBI's taxonomy places the organism in Eukaryota, Metazoa, Chordata, Actinopteri, Beloniformes, Belonidae.
UUGUUAGAGACAACAGUUGAACAACCUUUAGACAACCAGCUGCAGCGCAGGACGAGGACGCUUCUCACCAUCGUACCCACGAGCUGCUGCCCAGAUGAAGUCCACAGGAAACACAACUGAUGUCAGAUCAAUAUGACUCUGAGCCGUUGCCAACAUGAACAGGCCGAAACGUGAAGGACCAGAACCUCCCGUUGGACAUCCUAUGAACUUUAAAGGAGGACUCCAGUCGUCUGAUCGGAGGACUUUCCCUGAGAGGAAGGACUCCUCAGACGUCAGCGGCGUCUCCAUGAAGAGUGACCACUCCAUGGGACAUCCUCUGGACAUCAGAGAUGGGCCUAAACGUGAAGGACCAGAACCUCCUGGACCCAGCGGCGUCUCCAUGAAGAGUGACCACUCCAUGGGACAUCCUCUGGACAUCAGAGACGGGACUUUCCCUGAGAGGAAGGACUCCUCAGACGUCAGCGGCGUCUCCAUGAAGAGCGACCACUCCAUGGGAUAUCCUCUGGACAUCAGAGACGGAUUUGACCGGGACGAGCCGGAGAUGCUCAGCGGUCGGUCUGGACAUCAGAAUCCAACGGACCUGGACGUCAUCUUCAAGCUUCUCGAGGAGAACAUCUUCACGUUCGUGACUGCAGAGCUGAGGAGGAUCCACGCUGUCCUCCGUCCUCAUGGCAGAGCGUGCUCGGCCGGCCAGAGGGAGGAUGAGGAGGGGGAGGACGAAGAGCAGACUAGGAGCAGCAGAGAGGCCUUCCUGAAGAUCACGCUGCACGUCCUGGCGAGGAUGAAGCAGGAGCAGCUGGCGGACGUCCUGUACAGCAAAACUGUUGCCCCGACGUGCCGAACUUCCCUGAAGUCCAGCCUAAAGAAGAAGUACCAGCACUUGUUUGAGGGGAUUCCUAAAGCAGGAAACCCGACUCUUCUGAAGCAGAUCUACACCGAGAUCUUCAUCACGGAGGGCGGGAGCGGAGAGGUCAACGCCGAGCACGAAGUCAGACACAUCCAAGCAGCACCCAGGAAAGCCACCCGACCCGAAACAACCAUCCGACACGAGGACGUCUUCAAGCUGCCGCCUGGGAGAGAAGAGCCGGUCAGAACCGUGGUGACCAAGGGCGUGGCCGGCAUCGGGAAGACCGUCCUCACGCAGAAGUUCACGCUGGACUGGGCUGAAGGCAGAGCCAACCAGGACAUCCAGUUCUUGUUCCCGUUCACCUUCAGGGAGCUGAACGUGCUGAGGGAGAGAGAGUUCAGCCUGGUGGGACUCGUCCAUCACUUCUUCCCUGAAACCACACAGAUCUGCAGGUUCCAGGAGUUACGGUUCGCGUUCAUCUUCGACGGUCUGGACGAGAGUCGACUUCCUCUGGACUUCCACAGCCACGAGACCCUGACUGAUGUCUCGGAGCCCGCCUCAGUGGCCGCGCUGCUGACCAACCUGGUCAGGGGGAAGCUGCUUCCCUCCGCUCGCCUCUGGAUCACCACGCGGCCCGCGGCGGCCAAUCAGAUCCCUCCUGACUGCGUGGACAUGUUGACGGAGGUCCGAGGCUUCACCGACCUGCAGAAGGAGGAAUACUUCAGGAAGAGGUUCGGACACGAGAAGAAGGCCAGCCGGAUCAUCUCCCACAUCGAGACGUCCCGCAGCCUCCACAUCAUGUGCCACAUCCCCGUCUUCUGCUGGAUCACCGCGUCGGUCCUGGAGGAGGUUCUGAAGACCAGGAAGAUAGGAGAGCUCCCCAAGACCCUGACGGAGAUGUACAUCCACUUCCUGGUGGUGCAGGCCAAGCUGAAGAGGGUGAAGUACGACGGAGGAGCGGAGACGGACCCUCACUGGAGCCCGGCCAGCCGGAGGAUGAUGGAGUCUCUGGGGAAACUGGCCUUCGAGCAGCUGCAGAAGGGAAACCUCAUCUUCUACGAGUCCGACCUGGCGGAGUGUGGCAUUGACGUCACAGCGGCGUCCGUCUACUCGGGCGUCUUCACGCAGAUCUUCAGACAGGAGCACGGCCUGUACCAGGACCGGGUCUUCUGCUUCGUCCACCUGAGCGUCCAGGAGUUCCUGGCGGCUCUUUACAUCCACAUGACCUUCGUCAACUCUGGAGUCAACCUGCUGGACGAGCCGAGGAAAACCCCCGAGGCGUCGAGGCCGCGCCGCGCCGCGUCCCCUGAAACGCUCUUCUACCGGAGCGCCGUGAUGAGGGCGCUGCAGAGCCCCAACGGACACCUGGACCUGUUCCUCCGCUUCCUCCUGGGCCUCUCCCAGCCCAGCAACCAGGCACUGCUGCGAGGCCUGCUGGCCCGCACACGCGCCGGCCCGCGGGCCUCCCAGGAGACGGUGCGCUACAUCAAGUGGAGGAUCGAGAAGAAUCCGUCUGCAGAGAAGUGCAUCAGCCUGUUCCACUGCCUGAAUGAGCUGGACGACCGCUCGCUGGUGGAGGACAUCCAGCAGGCGCUGGCUUCAGGAGGCCUCGGCCCGGGGGAGCUGUCUCCGGCCAAGUGGUCGGCGCUGGUCUUCCUCCUGCUGUCAUCAGAGAAGUAUCUGGACGUCUUCGACCUGAGGAAGUACUCGGCUUCGGAGGAGGCUCUGCUGAAGCUGCUGCCGGUGGUCAAGGCCUCCAACAAAGCUCUGUUGAGUGGGUGUAACCUCUCCGAGGUCAGCUGUGCAGCUCUGUCCUCGGUUCUGAGCUCGCGGUCCUGCAGUCUGACAGAACUGGACCUGAGUAACAACGACCUGCGGGAUUCGGGGGUCCAGCGGCUUUGUGAUGGACUACAGAGGCCACAGUGUAAACUGGAGUCCCUCAGGCUGUCGGGGUGUCUGAUCACGGAGGAGGGCGUUUCCUCUCUGGCCUCGGCUCUGACCUGCAACCCCUCCCACCUGAGAGAGCUGGACCUGAGCUACAACCACCCCGGGGGCCCAGGCUUGGAGCUCCUCUCUGCCGGGCGUAAGGACCCCCUCUGGGGGCUGGAGACUCUCAGAGUGGACCACGCUGCAGCCUGGACCCUGACCACGGGCCUGAGGAAGUAUGCUCGUGAAAUCACUCUGGAUCCAAACUCGGCGCACGGCAACCUGGAAGUGUCGGACGACUGCCGGCGGGUGACGGUGGUGAAGGAGCAGCAGGAGCAGCAGCCGCAGCGCCUCCACCCGAAGAGGUUCCAGCACUACCAGCAGCUGCUGUGCAGGGCCGGCCUGAGCAGCCGCUGCUACUGGGAGGUCCGUUGGGAGGGGAUGGUGAGCAUUGCUGCCACCUACAGGGGGAUCGGGCGGGGCGGGGAGGGCCUGGACUGCCUGCUCGGGGGGAACCGCCGGUCCUGGGGCCUGUACUGCGUCGGGGACGACUGCUUCGUGUUCCACAACAACGAGAAAAGAGACGUGCCGGCACUGUCCUCCGGCUCCAGCAGAGUCGGGGUGUAUCUGGACUGGAGCGCGGGGACGCUGUCCUUCUACGUGGUCUCCUCGGACAGCCUGGUCCACCUCCACACCUUCAGCACCACCUUCACGGAGCCCCUCUACCCUGCUUUCAGGGUGGGCUUCCAGCCCAGCCAGGCCGGCUCCUCCGUGUCUCUCUGUGCGGUGGCCGAGGUGGCGUCCGUCCAGGAGACACAAGGCCCUCCGGAGCAGGAAACAGCUGAUGAAGGAUGGUUCUGAAGACUCUGGACACAAACACCGAUCUAACAGGGUCUUCAGCUUCUGCAGCUCCAGACAUGAAUAGUGACUCUUGGAAGAGGUUAAAGCUGCAGUCGGGAACAAAAAUCAGAGAAUUUGAACCCGUCCAAACUUGUAUUUCCAGUGAGGUUGUCUGAGUUUCCUCCCGGACUGAAAACUAACUUACGGACUCAUCUUUCCUCCACGUUCUGGUCCUAUCUGGAACAGAGGAAAAAGUGUUUUAUGGGGACUGGAUGGAGACAGGUAUUUGGUCGAUUCAGCAUUUAAGGGAUUCAAGUGAGGACUUUGUUAAAGUUUUUUAUUUUUUAUUAUGAAAAACAGGUUUUCUCUUGCUUUAACAUAUAUAAAGUGGUCUCCCCUCAGCCUGCCAACUCAGAGAAGGAGGAAAGCAACCAAAUUCUGCAGUGUCUGUAAAGCCGCCCGGAUGAUCCGUCCAGUGUGAUGUGGAUCUACGAGCCAAUAAGAUUCUGCUUCCGCUUUAUAAGGCAUUUAAAAUCCUUACAUUUUCUCAGAAACCGGCAGUGUGCCCUAUAAUCUGGGGCACUUUAUGUAGGAAUUUUGUUGAGCUCAAACCAGUUUUAUGUAGUACCUGUGGUAAGUUCUAGUCCUACCUGGAACAGAGAAAAAAGUAUUUUUUAUUGGGACUGGACCGAGACAGGUAUUUGGUCCAAUCAGCAUUUUAAAGGGAUUCAAGAUAUUACUAUGUUGAUUUUGGAAGUAAAUUUAAUAUGAAGUGCACUAAACAGUAACACUCACUAAGCCUGGCGAACAUGACAAAAGUGACCCUGCAAAGGAUAAAGCGGGUAUAGAUAAUGGAUGGAUGGAUGGAUGUUGUAAAUAAUUGUGUUUUAAGGUGCCUGUGACACGUUCGGUGUGAAUGCACAGGAAAAGUACGCUGAAAGAUGUCAAAACUUAACUCACCUUGUAUACCAGUCUGAAUGUAUUGAUUCAUGUAAUGUCAGAUUUUGAUUGAUAAAGUUGGACAUGUUGGACAUGCACACUGUGAUUUCAGCCGUUUUCUACAGGUGAGAACAGGUAGGCCUGGACCUGUUUGUUUGUGGAUCCAGGUAACCGCUUGGAUUGCAAUGCAUUGUGCCUAACGAUGGUGAACUAUGGGAUGCAUGAAGCGAUGGCUGUAUUAGUGCGCUGAUGGCGGCGCGAUUCUUUCGUGCGUUAUGUGAUUGGAUGACUAAAGUUUGUGGCAGAAAUGUGUGGCAUCUGGUGUUCAAAGACAUGAGCUUGUCGAAUUGCUUGGAUUGAAUCUGUUUUGUCAAAGAAUUUAAAUGUGAUGUGGAUUAAUCUAAAUGGAUUUUGGAUGAAUUUCAAACCAAAUAUCUGGAUGAACCUACACUUUUGAUGGUUUGUGAUUGUUGCUUCACACAAAAUAAAAUCUAAAAGUGAGUCAGUUUAAUGCUGUUGCUGUAUGUCCGAACAUAGAACCUGGAAAA